AUGGAUCAAUCGGUUUGUGGUUCUUGCUGGUCUUUCGGAACAAUUGGUGCUAUAGAAGGAGCCUACUUUUUGAAAAAUGGAGGCAAACUAGUCAGACUUUCUCAACAAGCGCUCGUGGAUUGCUCUUGGGGGUAUGGUAACAACGGUUGCGAUGGUGGGGAAGACUUCAGAGCUUACAGUUGGAUCAAGAAGCAUGGAGGAGUUCCUACUGAGGAAGCAUAUGGUCCAUACCUAGGACAAGAUGGAUAUUGUCAUGCUGAUAAAGUACCAAAGGUAGCACCAAUCAAAGGAUGGGUCAACGUAACAUCUAACGAUGAAAAUGCUCUGAGAUUGGCAAUUUUCAAACAUGGACCAAUUAGUGUGGCGAUCGAUGCAAGCCACAGGACUUUCAGUUUCUAUUCAAACGGAGUCUAUUAUGAGCCAAAAUGUGGAAACACAGUGGAUGAGCUUGACCAUGCUGUCCUGGCUGUAGGUUACGGAACACUCAACGGAAAAGAUUACUGGUUGAUCAAAAACAGUUGGUCCAACUAUUGGGGCAAUGAUGGAUAUAUCUUAAUGGCAGCUAAAGAUAAUAACUGCGGAGUUAUGACAACACCCACCUAUGUAACAAUGUAAAAUGUAAAGUUUUAUCCCAUUUGCUUAAUGAUUUUUUACAUUUGUUGUGAAUAACGAUUAGCGAUUAAUAGAAUUUUGUCAUUUGUGAUAUAUUAAACCAUUAUACUCGUAUGAUGGAAAUAAUAAGUGAAACUAUUCUAAUUUUUUGCAAAGUGUGUUAUUUGUAAAAAAAAACAAUUAAUGAUA
Molecule: messenger RNA, 801 nt
Organism: Acanthoscelides obtectus
Lineage: Eukaryota; Metazoa; Arthropoda; Insecta; Coleoptera; Chrysomelidae
Source: the annotation of a GenBank genome assembly